Molecule: messenger RNA, 1473 nt
Organism: Diorhabda sublineata
Lineage: Eukaryota; Metazoa; Arthropoda; Insecta; Coleoptera; Chrysomelidae
Gene: RpL14
Product: 60S ribosomal protein L14
Exons: 4
Coding region: 42-551 (169 amino acids)
Biological process (GO): translation; ribosomal large subunit biogenesis
Cellular component (GO): cytosolic large ribosomal subunit; ribosome
Molecular function (GO): RNA binding; structural constituent of ribosome
Source: RefSeq, a predicted model, not a curated record
UAAAUGUUGUACUCCAUCUUUCUUUUUAAUUCAAGUAAAGCAUGCCUUUUCAAAGGUUUGUGGAAACUGGCCGUGUAGCCGUUGUAUCUGACGGCCCUCAUAAGGGUAAAUUAGUCAGUAUCGUGGACGUUAUUGACCAGACAAGGGUUUUAGUUGAUGGCCCUUUGAGUAAUGUACCAAGAGGACAACUUAGAUUAAAUGAAUUACAUUUAACUAAAUUUCGUAUUAGAUUUCCGUUUUCAGCAUCUACACGUAUUGUAAGAAAAGCAUGGACAGAUGCUAAAAUUAACGAAAAAUGGGCGGAUUCUGUUUGGGCUAAAAAAGUAGCCGCAAAAGAGAAGAGGGCGCAACUCACCGAUCUCGAUCGUUUCAAGUUACGUAGAGCUCGAUCGAGGAGAAACAAAAUCAGAACUGCCACUUUUCUUUGUUUGAGGAAAACUGCUUCCAGAAACGGUACACUCUAUGGUAAAAAGAAGAUGGCCAAAGGAGGCGACAAACCCAAACCACCCAAGAAAGGAAAGAAAGAAAAAACUGCUCCCAAGAAGAAGUGAUUAAGUUAAGACAAUAUAUUUGUUUAAAAAAAAUUCACUUGUUUUAUUUUUUUCCUAAACUGGAAAAUUUGGAAUUAAUCCUAAUCUAUGGUGUAAAAUACAGUGUGAUUCAUUUAAGGAUAUUUAAAAGGCAAUUUUAAUUUGAAUAAUCCUGUAUUUGAUUCAGUUUGAAAUCAAAUUUAUAAUUUUGUUGUUAUUUGGAGCGCUAUGACCAUUUAUUUUUUUCUUCUAAUAAUUUGAACUACUACAAUUUAUGCAAAUCAUGUAUGAAACUGCUAAAAACUCAUUUCAAUGGAGGACUCAGAAUAUUACGAUUUAUUGUACUAAUCAUUUUCAAAACUGAAAAAAAACUUAUUUUAGUGGAGGAUUUUCAAUAAAUGACAAAAAAUGAGUUUUUUUCUUUUAGUUCAUUUGAACUACUGUUACCAUUUAUGGUAGAAAUCCUGUUGAAAAUUUAUUUCUAUGGAGGACUCUGAAUAUAAUAGUUUUUUCUUUGGGUUCAAUUUAACUACUACUACGAUUUAUCAUAGAAGUCAUGAUCAAAACUGAUAAAAAGUUAUUUCAAAUAAGAGCUUGAAUGAGUUUUUUUUCAUUUGAACUUGAAUAGGUGACGAAGGAAUUGUUUUUUUGAACUACUGGUAUAAUUUAUCAUAAUUAUCGUAUACAUCACAUUUAUAAGUAAAUUGGGAGUUAUGAGGGAAACUUUUUUGGAAUUAACCUACCAGAAAAACGGUCACCAUGUCUGUCUUUCCUUGUUUUUCAUUUUUUUUUUACUUUUAGAGACAUUUACCUACACAGAAAGGUUCUUGAUCAAUAAAACACUUUUUUAUUUUAUUUUCAUAUCAGUAGAAACCUCAAAAAAAUGAAUAAACCAUAAUGAAACAAAUUUAUUUAAAAAAAAUUAAUUCAUAAAAACUUACAU